Selaginella moellendorffii is the source of this 3462-nucleotide messenger RNA. RefSeq lists its product as uncharacterized. The coding region runs from base 1 to 3462 and encodes 1153 amino acids. The transcript has 6 exons. NCBI's taxonomy places the organism in Eukaryota, Viridiplantae, Streptophyta, Lycopodiopsida, Selaginellales, Selaginellaceae. The record is from RefSeq and is a predicted model, not a curated record.
AUGGCGGGUGAGCAAGAUAUUGAUCCUGAUGAGGAGUAUGGCAUUAGUGAGGAUAGCCAUGACGAUGCCGAAGAGACUCUUGAUGAUGUCAUUCUGCGGCAAGGACGCCAGAUUUCUGCAGUUCAGAGCGACAUAAAGGAGGUUAAGGAUUCCGUCAAUCUCAUCAAGGAUUUCUUGCUUCGCAUGAACCCUCAAGGGUUGAAUCAAUCUCAUGUCCGUGAUUACCAUUGGUACGUCAAGCAUGCCAAGGAUUAUGGUAUCGUGGAAUGGAAAUCAUCACUGGAUGUUUGUGAUAGUCAAGAGGUUGAUUCUUGGUUGGAAUUGUGGGAAAGUUGUUGGUCUCACAAUUCUUGUGAGGAUAAGGUGAAGAUAGAUUUUUUUGUGACGAAGCUUACGGGCCAUGCUUCUUCGUGGUGGAAGAACUACAUCAAAGCUAAUCCAAUGUCGACUUCUUGGACUGAUUUGACAAAGGUUUUCCGCGCUUCGUUUGUCAAGAAGUUUGAAGAGGUUGAUCUCGUGAAUCAGUUGUUAGAGAUCCGGCAGGGGACUUUGUCUUUGAAUGCGUAUGCCCGCAAGUUCCGUGAUCUUUGCCUUAGUCUCACAGGCACCUAUAAUGAGCUGCUAAAGGUGCAAUGUUUUAUCAAAGGAUUGAGCUCGGUGGAUGUGCAGCAGAAGGUCAAGAAGGAUUUUCCAGCAACAUUGACUGAUGCUAUCACUAAGGCUCAAAUCUUUUCGCCCAAACCGUCGGUCAACUCGGUCAACGUUGGUCAAAAGGAUGGUCUCCGGGGUGGUCAACGUGAUGACCAACCCACCAAUACUUCAUUCUCAGGGAAGAAACGGCCGUUGCUUCGUCAUAGCUCGAAGAGUGGAGAUGGCAAUGAGGAUUGUCCUCUUGUGAAGGGAUCAAAGAAUGCUAAGGUGAAUGUGGUGGAAUCCAUCAUGGAUACAGCUCAGGCAUCUGCUGUGGUGGCUCUUCCACACCUUGUGGCAAAAGUUCAAGAAUCUAAGUCUCGAGUUCGUAUCAACUCUGUAGAGAUUAAUGGUUCUAUGCGCAAUCAACUUGUGAAGGCCAAGGGGGACAUUCAAGGACAUGCUGUUAGUAUUCUUUUCGAUCCAGGUGCUACACAUAAUUUUUUGAGCUCUAAGGUGGUGAAGAAACUUGGUUUGCCUGUGGAAAAGAGUUCAGUAAUCUACGAGGUGGUUAUGGCAGAUGGACAUAGCACUCGUGUUUACGGUGAAUGGGCUCUGAGUGUUCCUUUGACGGUUCAAAGGAUUCUCGACCAUCCUUCGUUCCAAGUUAUGGAUCUUGGUCGCACAGACGUUAUUCUUGGGAAGGAAUGGUUUUAUGACAGGAAGCCAAGAAUCGAUUGGCAGCGUAAUGUUCUGCAUAUCGAAGUUGGUGGCACUAUAAAAGAGAUUGUCGGGACAGACAAUAGUGAUACUCCAUUGAUUAACGCUUUGGAGUUGGUAACAUGCUCGCAUGAGAUAGCUAGAUCUUUUGUGGUGUACCCGUUUCUUUCUAAUUUGAUCAUGACUGAUUUGGAGUACGUUCGUGGGCAUGAGGCACAAGUGGAUUCCAUUCAGGAGGAGUUCCAUGACGUAUUUCCGGAUGAGUUACCUGAUGGUUUGCCUCCAGAACGUGGAAUUCAGCAUGAGAUUGACUUGGUUCCUAGAGCCGCUCCUUUUCAGCGACAACCAACUCGUACUAGUCCCACUGAAGAUGAGGAGAUUAAUAGGCAGCUUGCUAAAUACCUUCGGAAAGGGUGGUUACGGAUCAGCAAAUCUCCUUGGGCUGCUCCAGUGGUGAUGGUCAAAAAGAAAGAUGGUACAUGGCGUCUUUGUGUGAACUACAAGGGAUUGAAUGAUAGGAUAGUGAAGAAUAUGUUCCCGAUCCCUCGUAUCGAUGAUUUACUCGAUCAUCUUCGUGGAGCUCGAUAUUUUUCGAAGAUUGAUUUGAGGCAAGGAUAUCAUCAGAUUUGUGUCAAGCCAGAGGAUGUUCCGAAAACUGCAUUUCGGACAAGGACAGGUCACUACGAGUUUUUAGUGAUGCCGUUUGGUUUGACAAAUGCUCCUGCAACUUUUCAGAGAUUGAUGAAUCAAGUUCUACAACCUUACUUGGGAAAGUUUGCAAUUGAUUAUUUUGAUGAUAUCCUGGUAUUCAGCUCUUCCAUGGAGGAACAUGAGAUGCAUGUGCAAAGUGUUUUACAACUUUUGAGGGACAACAAGCUCUACUCGAAGUUAUCCAAGUGUGAGUUUUUUUUAGAGGAGAUUGGAUAUCUCGAGCAUUUGAUUUCGGUACAUGGAGUGAGAGCUGAUCCCGCAAAGAUUCAGGCCGUGGUUGAUUGGCCUAUACCUUCCACAGUGCAUGAUCUCCGUAGUUUCCUUGGUAUGGCUGGAGUUUUUCGACGAUUUGUGAAGGACUUUUCAGGGAUAGCAGCCCCUUUAACUAAUCUUCUUCAGAAUACGUCGAAACAUGCUACUAUUCAUGGUUGGGAUGAGAAGUGUGAAGUGGCAUUUCAACGUUUGAAGCAAUGUUGUAUCUCUGCUCCGGUGUUGAAGAUUUUUGAUCCUGAAAAGCCUCUUGUGGUCGAGACAGAUGCAAGUGACAUUGCUAUUGGAGCUGUUUUGCUUCAAGUUGGGCAUCCUCUUGCAUACAUGAGCCAUAAGUUUGAUGCCACACAGCGGAAUUGGCCUACUCGAGACAAGGAGUUAUAUGCUGAAAUGUCUGUUAAGAUCUGGUACAAGCAUGGAGGUGAUAAUAAGGUGGCUGAUGCAUUAUCCAGGAUGGUAAAUUCUAUCUCGUUCGUGAAGCUAUCCAGCGAUCUCUUGGAUGAGCUUAAGGAGUUUGCUGACUUCGACUCCUUCAUCACUGAUAUUCGCGCGAAGGGACGUGUAGUGGUUCCUCGUGUUGACAAACUCAUCAAACGGAUUUUGGUUGAGUGUCAUGAUGUGCCAAGUGCUGGGCAUCCGGGGGUAUUGAGAACGUAUAUGUUGGUGAAGAGGCAUUUCUUUUGGCCUGGGAUGAAGUCAGAUGUUGAGAAGUACGUACGUGGUUGCUUGACCUGCCAGGCUGUCAAAGUUGAUCAUCAGAAGCUCGCUGGCCUCUAUCAUCCUUUACGUAUACCUGAGAAUAAGUAUCGAAAGAUACUUAUUAGCCAGUCAUUACAGACACUCACUCCUUACUGCCAUAACGGCAAGAGGUCGGCUUGUGGGAAUGCACAACGAGAGGCUGUCACACAUACUCUCAAUGCCCACAAGCACCAGUUGAUAGCUGCAAUUAGAGCAGUGGCAUAUGGAGUUGAGGAGAGCAAAAAAGAAAAUGCUCACAAGCAAAGGGAAGCUGUAGAGGAUACUGCACAAGCCAAGGCUGAGACACUGCCCAAGGAGGACACUGUUAAGAUUCUUGUCCAGAGCUGCUUUGACAAGAUGUGGAAGGAGAGGGAGCAUGGAAUUCCGAGGUAA